Trichoderma breve is the source of this 741-nucleotide messenger RNA. RefSeq names its product short chain dehydrogenase domain-containing protein. The transcript is spliced from 4 exons. Gene Ontology annotation, molecular function: oxidoreductase activity, acting on the CH-OH group of donors, NAD or NADP as acceptor. NCBI's taxonomy places the organism in Eukaryota, Fungi, Ascomycota, Sordariomycetes, Hypocreales, Hypocreaceae. Bases 1 to 741 code for a protein of 246 amino acids. The record is from RefSeq and is a predicted model, not a curated record.
AUGUCUUCUCCAAAGUCAAUUCUACUAAUUGGUGGCUCUCGCGGUAUUGGGCUGGGUAUUUUGUCUGUUUUCCCCGAAGCAACUAUCUUCGCAACCGCAAGAGAUCCAAGCAAAGCAAAUGAGCUUCAAGACGUUGUCAAUGCAAACAAGGGUCGCGUUCAAGUUAUUGCGGCUGAUGCCAAUGACUCAAACUCGCUUCAUUUAGCUGCCGAAGAGAUUGGUCGACUAACUGACUCUUUGGAUAUUGUGAUAUACAACUCCGGUAUCCUAAAUGGUUUUGGAAACCUCUUGGAAGUGGGUAUUCAGCCAUUGAUCGAAAACAUCACGACAAAUGUCUAUGGAGCAUACUAUACUGCAACUGAGUUUGUACCUCUUUUGUUAAAGUCCAAGUACGAAAAGAAGACUCUGGUCCUGCUUUCAUCUUCAUUUGCGUCUAUGCAAUUGAGCGACGAAACCUCAGCGGUCCACGAAUCACUGUUCGGGAGUGGCUAUGAUGCGACUGCAAUGUAUAAUAUCUCGAAGACCGCCCUCAAUCGCCUGGGAAAAGAACUUGACAUUGUGCUUGGCCGACAGGGCCUACCGGUUGUCCUUAUUCACCCAGGAUUGGUAAAGACAGAUAUGAAUCCAUAUGGAGAUAUUGACAUCUCUGAGAGUGUCUCAGGUGUUGUCAAUGUUAUACAGUCAUUUAAGGCGGGAAAGAAGAAUUUUUAUGACUGGAGUGGAAAUGAGCUGCCGUGGUAG